This is a messenger RNA of Batrachochytrium dendrobatidis JAM81, 2502 nucleotides long. RefSeq lists its product as uncharacterized. Gene Ontology annotation, biological process: intraciliary transport. Gene Ontology annotation, molecular function: dynein light chain binding; dynein heavy chain binding. Gene Ontology annotation, cellular component: cytoplasmic dynein complex. Bases 1 to 2502 code for a protein of 833 amino acids. The transcript is spliced from 11 exons. The record is from RefSeq and is a predicted model, not a curated record. NCBI's taxonomy places the organism in Eukaryota, Fungi, Chytridiomycota, Chytridiomycetes, Rhizophydiales.
AUGGUCAGCAAUGACUCGUACGGCCAAAGUAACAAGCACAUCCGCGCAUUGUCUUCUACGCCUAAGCGGACUACAUCAUCUUCAGCCACUCAGCCACAACCCAGCCCAUUACCAGUAAACCAGUAUUCACAUGCUAAAGUGCAAGAUCAAUCUGGAAAAGAAAUACAUUCUGAAACAGCGUCGUUUAGAUCUGUUUCUCAUCACACACGUUCAAUAUCACCCGUAAUCAACCCAGGUCGCGAAGCACCAGUGGACUAUGCACCGAGAGCUGAACCGAAUUUAAGUGUUGGCAAUAACGGAUUUAUUCAACAUGAUCAACAGAUACUUGAUGAAUAUGAACAAGAUUUUGAAGAUUAUGACGAGGACUUUGAAGAGUUUGAAGACUCUGUAGAAACUAAACUUGCACCUUAUGUACCAUCAGAUAUCAUUGAUUUGCAACGAGCAAUGCAAGAAGAAAACAAUCGUGCAGCCAUGGCACAACCAAAAUGGAAUUUAAAAAAUCCCAUGAAUCCCGGUUACUCUGAAGAAAUAAUUGCUACAAAAAAGACGACCGAUACAUCACCUGUGGUAGUAUCAAACCUUCCCAAACGACAAGUUGUAGAUAUAAACGUUGCACAUCAACGAUCACAGCAAGAAAAAGACAAAGCAAGUAAAGUUCAAAAGCAAGCGCAACGGGUUAAAGAUUUGUCAAAACUUGUCGACUUGAAUUUUACCAUUGUCAAUAUAUUUGACCUAGCACCUAUGUCUUCAUAUGACCUCUAUAUUAGAAAUUACGGUCUGUCGAAUACUACUCAAACCAGUACACAAACCAAUGAUGACUGCUGUGAUCGGGAUAUACAAACCGAUGAUUGGUGUGUUGAAGAUAAAUGGGUUCAAAUUCCAUCUAAUUCGAUUUGUGACUGCGACGCAGGCACACCAUUUAUGACUUUCAAUGCCAGUAAAUCAUCAGAUCGCAGUGGAAUAAAACGCGCAGUAGAAAAUGCCAUUCAGAAAGUUGAUUCAGUUCGACUGGCCAAGUUUUUACAACGAUCAUCACAGGUUGUAGAUACUCUUUUGGAUGAAAAUACCAAGUAUGCUACUGAUGAAUCUGUGUGCACAUCCUCGGCAUCGUUUGGAUUGAGCAAAGGAUUUAACGAUUUAAAUAUUCCAAGCUUUUUAAGAGGCCAGAGUGUUCAAAAUAUAUGCUUUACUCCAGGAGAUUAUCGAUCAGUGUUGAUUGCAUGGAGUGGAGUAACUACUCCUGUCCAUCCACUGUUUUCAUCAUCACAAGGUGCUUUAAUUGUAUGGCGAUUGAGCGACAUCAAGCGUCCAUCUCGUGUUCUUGUAUGUCAAUCUCGAGUAACGUGCUGCUGUUUUGCUCCCACAAAACCAUUUCUUGUUUUUGCAGGAACAGUCGAUGGAGGUGUUCAAGUAUGGGAUUUGCGUGAACCUGCUACAAAUCACAUAUCAGCGACGCUAUUUCCUGACCAAGAUGCUUUUUCAAUACGGCCACCGAGUUACAGCACAGAUGGAAUAUAUACUCUUGCUCAGUCUCACCUCCACCCAAUUGUAUCCAUACUACCGUUGCAUAAAUACGAUCACAAGACGGUUGAAAAAGAUCAGCAAACCAACAGCAGUUUUUCAAACUCUUUCCAGCUUGCUACAAUAGAUUCGUCGGGGGUUUUUCAACUUUGGGUGGUGAUUGAGCUUAAAGAAUCUGCUAUAGAUUUGGAUGCAGAUUUAGGACGACGUAUUGGAAGUCGGGUAAAAUUGAUGGGUAGCAAUUCCUUUCAAAUGCAGCAUCCAGAUAGGCAUGCAUUUUCAAGAGAAAUUGAAAUAUAUGAUUGCAAGCCUAUAUACAAUCAAAUUGAUACAUUUCUUGUUGCCACAGAUUCAGGAUCUGUCAUGCACGAGUCCAGAUUUCGUGAUCGAUGCCAUCCAAAUAUUUACGAGCCUACAGUCAUGAAUGCUAGUCCAUCAUUUUCUCUUGCUCUUCCACGAUCAGAUAAAGUGGCAAGUAUAUCCAUAAACCCUCAUAUUCCAUCUCUAUUUUUGGCAGGUCAUGCCUCGGGAAUGAUUGCACUCUAUUCUGUGCACCAUCGUCCUGCGCUCAAAGUAUGGGAUACUAUCAAUGCACCCAUUCAAUAUAUUGAGUGGUCAUCUCAUCGAUCAGCAGUGUUUGUUGUACUUGAUUCCACUGGCACAAUCUCUGUUUUUGAUCUUAUUGAAAACGAUCAAGACGCGAGGAUGACCGUUCCAGCCAGUGACCUUUCACCAACUGGAAACAUACCGUGUCGCAUUGCUUUUAGUCCAACAGAUGUAUCUGCUACCUCCAAAGUCUCGUUGGAUAAUUUGAGAGCAGUUUCAAGUCAUGGUGCUACCAUUAUUGUUGGAUUUGACAAUGGAAGCGUAAGUGUUCAUAGCGUGGACACAGAGUAUGCUGAAAUGGCAAUUGACGAGGAAAAGACAAUGGAAGAGUAUAUUCAAGAAUUAGUAGAUUGCAUUGUACUAAAAUGGAAAUGA